CGUAUACUGUAAGAAAUUUCAUUGAAUGUCCAAUCUUUGAUGUGAAAUGUUAUUUUGCGCAUUCUAAUUUAGUUGUGGUAAAAUAUUUUGAUAGGAUCGUACACUUUACAGAUUCAAAAAGCAUGACGGAAACAGAGGGAAAUAGCCGCUGUUAUAAGAUCUUCAGAAAGAUACAAGCCAAAAGUAUCGAUGAAGACGACCUAGGAAAAGCCAAAUCUUUUCGAAUAUGUAGUUUACGAAGGCCACACAUGCGCGCCUUUCAUACGUCAUGGUUCUGCUUCUUUAUUGCUUUUACAGCAUGGUUCGGUAUUCAGCCACUUAUACCAACGAUAAGGAAGGAACUAGGUCUCUCUAAAAAAGAAGUGGCACGAUCCGGUAUUGCAAGUAUAUCGGCAACUAUCGCUGUUCGUAUCUUUGUUGGUCCAUUGUGUGACAAAUUUGGUCCAAGACGAGUGAUGUCUGGUUUGCUGAUGAUAGGUGCCAUCCCUCUUGCAUUUUCUGGUUUAAUAAAAAAUGGGACAGGUCUAAUCAUAGUACGUCUUUGUGUUGGUAUACUUGGAGGCUCGUUCAUACCUUGCCAAUUUUGGACAUCUGCUACGUUCAAUGUGAAGAUCGUUGGUACCGCCAAUGCCGUAGUUGGAGGUUGGGGUAAUCUCGGAGGAGGGUUCACAUUUAUUAUAAUGCCUGCACUAUUUGAACUGGUCAAGCUAUGCGGGGCUGAUGAAUUCCUCGCUUGGAAAAUUGCUGUCGUCAUCCCAGCCGUUAUUGUUAUUGGGUUUGGCGUGCUUAUUCUUUGGACCUCGGAUGAUUGUCCACAAGGUAAAUGGUCGCUGAGGAAGCUUCCCGAAAUGGAUGUCUUUGUUGCAGAAGGUGCUAAGUAUGUAGAGGAUUCUUGUGUAGACGAUGACAACGUUCAAUCUGCAGUUAAAGCUAAACAGCAAGGGAUUGAUAACGCAGCUUUUGAACAGAAUGAAAAACCGAUAAACUCCUCUAUCAAAGACAAAUCCGAGAACAACGUUCCGCGUGUAAAGGAUUGCUCGGAAAAUAAUACAGAAAACGGUUGUGGAAAGCAUUGGCUUUGUGACAGGAUCUGGUUGGUUAUAACGGUUGCAGUUCUUGUCAUCCAAUAUGGUCUCUGCUUUGGUAUUGAAAUAGCCGUAAAUACAGUUAUGAACUUGUACUUUUUGUACAAAUUUGAGAAGGAAGAUUGUGUAGAAGGUUUACAAGACGUUAUGCAAACCAAUAACACCACUAUCAUGAAAACCACCACAGUCCCUGCAUCGUCAGAUGAUCCAAAUCCAUGCAGUAUUUUAUCACAGAACUCUGCAAGUCUAAUUGCUUCCCUUUUUGGUUUGAUGAAUUUGUUUGCAAGAGCUCUUGGUGGAAUAUUUUCCGAUUUAUUGAGGAAAUACUUACAAAUUCCUGGACGGCUAUUGGCGCAUAUAAUAUGUAUGACAUGUGAAGGAGUAAUGCUGAUUGUAUUUAGCCGAAUGGAGACAAUACCUACAGCAAUUAUAGCUAUGGUUGCGUUCAGUCUGUUCGUACAGAUGUCUGAAGGUUCUACUUUCGCAAUUGUUCCAUACAUCCAUCCACGACGUGUUGGUCUUGUUUCAGGAUUCAUAGGUGCAGGAGGGAAUGCAGGUGCAAUGAUUUGGAAUACGAUAUGGUUGAAUCUAGUAGAUACGGAGCCUAGCCGGUGGUUUUUACUUUUAGGAAUAUUUGUUCUUUGUGGAAAUAUAUUGACGUUGAUUAUACCAGUGCAGAAAAAGCGAAUCUGGAAUGUCUUCACUAGAUAGAUACUAUAACAACUUUCACUGUCAAUUAUCAGUUAUGUUGAUUUAUUGAACCUUAAUCACGUUAUAUUAAUCAGCUAUUCACUCGGGUGUCCCUGUCACCAAUUCUUUUGUCAGACCUUUACAUGGUUUUCGUUGUGUUGUAUACAUAACAACUAUUAAACUGUUACUUGGGUCUAAGAUAUAAAUCCAGAAUAGCUUUUAAUUUCUUUAACAAUAUACGAUGCUUCUACUAUUUAAACAAAACUUAUCAAUGACUAUCCGUUAGCUAUUCAUAAGGUUGUCCUAUCAAACUUUGCUCAGUUAAAGCUUUUCCAUUUGCUCUUUCAGAAAAACAGUAGAAUUUUAUAUCAAAUAUUAUGCACAAAUAGCACAGUUUCAGUUCGGCCACAUAUAACUUGAUUGAGACUUGCAGGCUAAGAUCAUGUUCAUUGUUUUAGAGGGCAAAAAGGCCCUAAAAUCAUAUCCCUGAUAAUUAUACUUUAAAAUUUGCAUUUUUCCGUUGCAAUAAUUAGAAAUUCAGUAAACAUAUAUCAUGUUAUUUGACGUUACUGAAAUAUGUUGAAAUGUAAAUAUCUGUUGAACAUUUCAGUUGGAAAGUAAUGUAUUAGCACAUUUCCCGUUUGAAAACCUAUGAAACUUACAUCCCCCUUAACUUGCCCGAGUACCUUGAACUUUGAAAAUGAAACAAUUUGAUUUUUGUUCAUUUUUAUACAUGUUCACACAUCCAUGUGUUUUAUGCCACGGCAAGAACUAGUAAUUGAGUACUUAAUUAUAAUAAUAGUUUUCCUAAGUUGUUUGAUUUGUAUCUUCAAAAAUUAUGUUAAUAUCAAGUAUAAUGCAAUAAAUGUUCAGGAUGUGUGAAAAUGAUUAGUAUAAUGGAAAAUUGAAUGAGAAUGUUUUGUGAUGUCUUGUAAACAUUUUCAAAUAUAUUCUAAUAUACUUGUGAUGUGAGGAGACCCUUUGGAAGUUUUGCUCAGUUUAGAUAAAUCUAUAUUGGAUAAGAGGUCUUGCUGUGUUAUUUUCAAUAUUGAUGGUGGUUGAUUUAGGACAUUUCGUUAUGUCACGUUGGCGUGCGCGAGGUUUAUAUACUACAUUUCAUUGUAUCGUACUGGCGCUCUCACCAACGCGCCAUAACGAAAAAGUUUUCCGUGUCGUUUUAGCGAACUUUCAAUAUUUUUUAGGGUGCGUAGGUGCUUUAUAAGCUUUUCGUAUUUAUUAGUAUUGUGAUAUGCAUGUAAAUUUUAUACCAUGUAUUUAUAUUAGCAAUAAAAUGUGACUAGUGUUUUAUUCACAUGUUCCGUAACCAGA
Messenger RNA from Mercenaria mercenaria, 3104 nucleotides. RefSeq lists its product as uncharacterized. Bases 123 to 1796 code for a protein of 557 amino acids. Gene Ontology annotation, biological process: transmembrane transport. Gene Ontology annotation, molecular function: nitrate transmembrane transporter activity. The transcript has 5 exons. Lineage: Eukaryota; Metazoa; Mollusca; Bivalvia; Venerida; Veneridae. The record is from RefSeq and is a predicted model, not a curated record.